Messenger RNA from Symbiodinium natans, 618 nucleotides. The record is from the annotation of a GenBank genome assembly. Lineage: Eukaryota; Dinophyceae; Suessiales; Symbiodiniaceae.
AUGGCCCAGGUGGAUGUGACCUGGCAGGUUGAGGACGGCGCUCGCCACAACUUCUCGCCGGCCUCCAUUCCUCACGCCAAGGGUCUUUAUGUGGCUUCGGCGCCAUGCGCCGACCUGCCUGGCUGGGGCAUGGGAGAGACCGACAUCGACGCGCGCAUGAUGUCGCUGACGUCGUGGUUGGACUUGCUAUGCCAGUGCAAGAUCAAGCAUGUGCUAUGCUUGAUGGGGCAUGAGGAAGCGGAGCGGAAGUUUGGCUCCUUGGGCGAUGGCGGCCUGGAAAAGACGGUGCGCGGACAGGGACUGAGCUACGCCCAGGUGGCCGUGUCGGAGGAGGCCGGCGCCCCUCUGAGUCCAGCGGACCUUGCGGCUGCGUUGCGCACGCUGCGAGCGUUGAAGCCGAGCGAGGAGAGCGUCGUCAUCAUUUGCCGUGACGGACGCUCGGUUGCAGCAGCGGUUGCUGCCUCCUGGCUGAUCUUGGAGUGCGGCCAGGCCAUGGACACGGCGCUUUCUGCUGUCGCAGACUCCGCGCAGAAGGCUGGCGCCUGGAGGACACCGCUAGAAGCCUUCGAAAACAGCCGCGAGGCCUUCUCGGCGGCCCUCGCCGCAGCCAAUACUUGA